AUGGACUUCAUAGGAUUUUCAAAACGCAACUAUCCGACUGACAAACCAUUUAUCUACACUAUCCUUCCGUCACCCACGUCUAUUCGACUUCUUGAGAUAACAUCAAAGCUAUGGUGUCGUACCAAAUACACUUUCCAUAUAGUGGAACUUACCGAGGCUCCGGUAUUUGAUGUCGUAACCCAUUCGCGGCGGGAUCUCGUUCCACGAAAUCAUAUUAUACUUUGUGAUAACAAGACAUUGAGAAUCUGUGGGGAUGCAAAGAAUUCCAUUGAAAUCGGAAGGGAUGUUGCCUCAAAAAUUUCCGGGAAGAUGAAGACACGAUAUAUUUGGAUCGAUUCGGUGUGCAUUAACUCAGGGGAUCCCAUGGACAGAACUGCCCAAAUUUCGAUGAUGCCGGAAAUUCUCAAAAAGGCUCGGAACGUCAUUGUUGGACUUGGGAAGAAGGAUGCUUUUACUUCUGAUGCUUUGAAAGCCCUAAAAACACUAUCUUUGGUGCCGCAUGAUGAGUGGUCAAAUUUAGUGAGCUUGAAUUGGGAUUGUCAGGAACAGUACUUCCGAAGGCUCAAAAUUGCACCAUUCCAAUUGCGAUCAUGGCUCAGUCUCAUAGCUUUCUUUAAUAGGCCUUGGUUCUCAGGUAUCUGGGCUUUGCAAGAGGUUACAAUAGGAAAUGAUGUGAUCCUUGCUUGUAACAAGGAAAUCAUUCCUUGGAAAACAAUCUCGAAGGCAUUGUCGUUCUUAACCCAUACUGAAUGGUAUAAGGAACUUCACACCAAUCGUUUAAUCAAGUUUCCCAGAAAUUCUCUGAAGGAUAGGCGUUUCAAAAGGCAUCAAAUACUAUUGAAUUCAGAGAUAGGCUUCAAGAUGGCAGUUUUACAACUUGAAUCCACUCGAGCAGGGAGUGAAUCUACCCAGCUUCUUCCUCUAUUUCGAUAUCUUCUUCGCGCGCAUCGAUAUUGUGAGGCUUCCGACAAACGAGAUAUCAUUUACGCGCUACUCGGUUUAUCAAGGAAGGAAAGUCUACCAUUCACGAAGUUUCCAGAUGUCCUUUUAGUUGAUUAUGAGAUGACGGCACAAGAUAUUUACACUAAUGUGGCUAGAGUCUUGCUCCGAUGCUAUGGCUUAGGAAUUUUAUCGGAUGUUCAAGAUUCGAUAGCGUCUAUUCCUAAUCUACCGACAUGGGUUCCAGAUUAUAGUGUCCCGCGAAUGCCUUUGCCUCUGUCAAUGCGCGGCGACUGUACUUGGAGUGCCUGUGGUAAUCUUGAGUGGAAGCAAGAAUUCUUAGAGACUGACCCUUAUUCCUUGGUAUUGCAAGGUAUACUGCUUGACACAGUCUGUGAAAAGGUCAAACAACAGAACAAGUCCUUGCAUCCGAUAGAAUUCUUGGAUGGGGUAUAUGAGGUUGCAGCUCAUCUUGACCCCAUAUAUCCACUUUCAAUGGGUGGCAAAUUUCAAUCUUCACGUGAAGUUGUAUGGCGCACUAUUCUAGCGGAUACAUAUCGAAAGGAGCAUCCGGCACCGCAACAUUGUGAGGAACUCGUAGCACACUAUCAGGAAUGGGUCCGCAACGGAGUACGCAAUGGAUCUCCGGCAACAUAUUCCAUGCAACGACUCAGUGUCACCGAGAAGCAACCGCGUAAGUACGGCAAAGAGGACUUCUCAUGUCUUGAGAGGGAGAUAGAGGCUGCAAAUGAUUCCCGGACUCUAUUUCGAACUCGCAAAGGUUAUCUUGGUAUCGGAGCACAAUCUUUACGUCCGUCUGACGAAGUUUGGGUUUUAGCGGGUGCUUCAGUACCUUUUAUUCUUCGACGAGGCGAAGAUGAAUUCUAUGAACUAGUUGGAGAGAUAUAUCUACAUGGAGUUAUGCAUGGAGAAGCUUUGGAAUGGGGACAUGAAAUCAGGAAUGUAUUGUUGAAAUAA
Molecule: messenger RNA, 1917 nt
Organism: Botrytis byssoidea
Lineage: Eukaryota; Fungi; Ascomycota; Leotiomycetes; Helotiales; Sclerotiniaceae
Exons: 2
Coding region: 1-1917 (638 amino acids)
Source: RefSeq, a predicted model, not a curated record